Mytilinidion resinicola is the source of this 3032-nucleotide messenger RNA. Its product is annotated as WD40 repeat-like protein. The transcript is spliced from 5 exons. The record is from RefSeq and is a predicted model, not a curated record. NCBI's taxonomy places the organism in Eukaryota, Fungi, Ascomycota, Dothideomycetes, Mytilinidiales, Mytilinidiaceae. Gene Ontology annotation, molecular function: protein binding. Bases 205 to 3012 code for a protein of 935 amino acids.
CGAUACACUUCGACCCACACCAUCACUUACGCUGAAAUCCUCAAUUGCUUCUUUCUCGGUCGCUUUUCACCUAGCUGUAUUGCUAUCUGUCGUCGCAAGCCUCUUCCGCCGCGAUCCGCUCUACCCACGCCGUCCUCCACUAUAGUUGCCCGUCCCCAGGCAUGUCCACGACCGCCGCACGAUACCCAUGAAGCUGGAUAGGCCAUGGCGGAAGUCCUUCCCAAGAUCCGGGUGACCGACCCUCAGAGCAGAGAAGCCGCCGUGCAGAGUCCUGCAUCGAUAAAGUCGCCGAGCACCGAGGGUGACUCCGGGAGACUGUCUAAGCCGGUAUCAAAGACUGAACGCCCAGUAUCGAGCGGAAAGACGUCCCCAACGAAGCUGCGAACUGCUCCAGGAAGCCCUUCUUCCCAAACAAAUGGACAAGGCGCGCAGAAUGGAGGCAGCGGAGCGAAGCAGCAGUCAGAGGCAGCCAUAGACCCACUCUCACAACAUAUCCUCAAGCGCACACAUACUCAAGCUACGCUCCCUCAAAUAUUACGAUCGCCUACGAAUACUGAACAUGGAUCGGUCCAGUCUCCUACAUUGGCUGGUAGCGAGACUUUUCCAAGUACAAAACACGCGGCAGACUCCGUAAGAGAGGUUCCAAAUGCGCCAGCAAAAGAAAAGAAGAAAGGUGUUUCAUUCCUUAGCCGGUUCAUUGGGAACAAAAAGAAAGGCACCCUCGACGGCCCUGGUGACGAUGAAUCGGAAACUGGCGAGCGUCCCGAAGGCAUGGACGCGCAGCUCUUUUCCCAACCAUUCGACAAUCUGGGCUACUCUCCACGAUAUCCGCAACCACCUGCAUACAUAAAAGUCAGGACGAAAUUCAAGAAAGAGAAGGAGUUCAAUAGGCUGUUCCUGGCACAAGAGCUACGUUCAAAAAAGAAUCCAGCUGACAAGAAGAAGUCAGUAGAUGGGACGGGCGUUCCUCCAACUCCAUCUGGCUCUGCGGCAAGUAACGACCCUGUUUGGGCGACUGAGUUUAGCAAGGAUGGGAAGUAUCUUGCUGCUGGUGGCCAAGACAGAAUUGUCCGCGUGUGGGCGGUGAUUUCAACGCCUGAAGAACGAAGGCGGCAUGAGAAAGAGGAGGCAGAAGGGGAAGCCGCUGACGAUCGACGGCAGCAGCUGACUGCGCCUGUCUUCCAGAGCGGAACGUUUCGAGAGUAUCUAGGCCAUACGGCAACGAUACUCGACCUAAGUUGGAGUAAAAAUAACUUCCUUCUCUCGUCAUCUAUGGACAAAACGGUACGGUUGUGGCACAUUAGCAGAAGCGAAUGUCUUUGUACCUUCAAGCAUACCGAUUUCGUUCCGUCAAUCCAAUUUCAUCCUCGAGAUGACCGAUUCUUUCUCGCAGGCUCUCUUGAUACGAAAUUACGACUAUGGAGUAUACCUGAUAAAAGUGUGGCUUUCUGGAAUCAAUUGCCAGACAUGAUCACGGCCGUGUCUUUUACUCCGGAUGGAAAGACAUGCAUUGCAGGUACUCUCAGCGGCCUUUGCAUGUUCUACGAAACGGAAGGAUUGAAAUAUCAAACCCAAAUUCACGUCAAGUCAACUCAUGGCAAGAAUGCGAAAGGGAGCAAGAUUACUGGUAUUCAGACGAUGAGCAUACCCCCAGAAAAGAGCAAUGGUGAGGUCAAACUUUUGAUCUCAAGUAACGACUCUAGAAUACGACUCUACAACUUCAGGGAUAAGAGCUUGGAAGUCAAGUUCAGGGGGCAUGAAAACAAUUACAGCCAGAUACGUGCGACCUUUUCCGAAGACGCAAGUUAUGUCCUUUGUGGCAGUGAAGACCGCAAAGCAUAUAUCUGGUCCACUGGUCCAUCUGAAGGCGAAAAGAGAAACCAGCGGCCAGUAGAGAUGUUUGAAGCACACACGUCCAUCACUACUUGCACAACCAUGGCCCCCCUCAAGACUAGACAGCUACUGAGCACCUCCGAAGACCCUGUCUACGACCUUUGCAACCCACCACCCGUAACGCUCAUGUCUCGCGCCGACUCUCUCAACUCAUCCCGUGCGCCAACCGAUGCCGGCAGCGCGCAAGCUACUCCGGCCGCCUCUGACCCUCACUUCAAGCGUGUUGAGGAGUCACCAGCCUACAUCGCGCGCUCCUCACAUCCAGGCGGUAACAUCAUCGUCACAGCGGACUACACCGGCUCAAUCAAGGUCUUCCGCCAAGAUUGCGCCUACUCAAAACGUCUCCGCGCCCUCUCAAACGAAGCAUGGGAGACGUCCUCCGUCUUUUCCAAAAAGAUCGGCUCCGCCCCCUUCGGCCGCCCCAGCAGCAUUGCAACCAAAGCCUCAGGCCGCACGAGGCGCGACAGCACCUCCACCCAACCCCCCUCCGACCGCAUCCUCUCCUGGCGCCGUGACAUGGAGAAGGACGGCUCAUUCGACUCUGCCAGCGGCCCGAAACGCAAAGGCCGCUCUGUCUCCCCGAGGAAAAGCCUCGGCGCCGUCAGCAUGGGCAGCUUAUCCCGCCAGGCCAACACCACACCGCCCCUCAACCCGACAUCUACCACCGAGACCCUCCCCUCCGUCGUCACUACCUCGCCCAAGAGCUCCCUGGACAAAGAGGGGAGCGGCAUCCCCAUUGAUCCCAUAAAGCUCAUCCAGCUCCGCUCGCGUAGCGAUCCCGCGAUCGACGCCAAUAACCGUGAUGCGCAGAACCCGAUGUGGGUGCAAGGCGGGCAGAGUUGGGCGUUUUGGAAUAUGAGCCGGUAUAGGGAUCAGACUGGGUCGUCGUCGAGUCAACAGCUAAGGCCGCCGCGGCCGGAGCUAAACAAUCGGCGGAGUACGGUUAGUGCGUUGAGCAGUGAGGAAGAGGAGGACGGGAUUGCAGAAGGAGCGGGAGCGGAGGACGAGGUUAGGUGCAAGAGCUGUGGAGGGAGUGAGUUUAAGCUGAGGGUUGUGAGGGAGGAGGGGAGGGAAGAGAAGAGGGUUGUUUGUAUGACUUGUGGGGCGGAGGCGGGAUAGAGAUGCUGCGUUGGUAAGGG